AUGAAUAUUCUUUCCAUUAAUUUAAGAGGGGGUAGCAGUGUGGUUAAAAGAAGGAGACUUGCUCAUUUGAUUCAGUCAGGCAAGGUUGAUAUUUGUUUUGUGCAAGAAUCGAAGUUAGUUGCUGUUAACUUGGAGAUGACGUCUUCGUUAUGGGGAGAUCCUAAUGUGGAAUGCUCAGAAUCUGGAGCAUGUGGAGCUUCGGGGGGUAUCAUUAUUUUGUGGAGAAAGGGUAUUCUCAAUCUCAAUUUCAGCUUUAGGGGAGUUGGGUUUAGGAAGUUUUGGAGUGAUCUCAUGGGCAUGAAGUCUAGGCUUAACAGAGGUUGCUGGAUUGUGAGUGGAGAUUUUAAUGCGGUUUUGAGAGAUAAUGAGAGGAAAAGAGUUAGUGUUAGUGGUCGUAGAACAGAGAUGUAG
This is a messenger RNA of Lathyrus sativus (Indian pea), 411 nucleotides long. The record is from the annotation of a GenBank genome assembly. NCBI's taxonomy places the organism in Eukaryota, Viridiplantae, Streptophyta, Magnoliopsida, Fabales, Fabaceae.